This is a messenger RNA of Lepus europaeus (European hare), 3948 nucleotides long. It is a transcript of the gene SALL3, whose product is annotated as spalt like transcription factor 3. Lineage: Eukaryota; Metazoa; Chordata; Mammalia; Lagomorpha; Leporidae. The coding region runs from base 1 to 3948 and encodes 1315 amino acids. Gene Ontology annotation, cellular component: nucleus. The record is from RefSeq and is a predicted model, not a curated record. Gene Ontology annotation, biological process: regulation of transcription by RNA polymerase II. Gene Ontology annotation, molecular function: DNA-binding transcription factor activity, RNA polymerase II-specific; RNA polymerase II cis-regulatory region sequence-specific DNA binding. The transcript has 4 exons.
AUGUCUCGGCGCAAGCAGGCCAAGCCCCAGCACCUCAAGUCGGACGAGGAGCUGCCGCUGCCGGACGGGGCUCCGGAGCACGGUACCGCGGGGGACGGCGCCGAGGGCGCGGACAGUGGGACCGAGAGCCGCGGCGGCGGCGGCGGCGGUGGCGGCGGCGGCGGCGAGGACAGCAACGUGUGCGCCAAGUGCUGCGCCGCCUUCUUCCAGUGGGCCGACUUCCUGGCGCACAGGAAGGCCUGCACCCGCAGCCCGCCCGUGCUCAUCGUGCCCGGGGACGCGCCCGCGCCGCCCGCCGCCGACGGCCCCGCGCCCUCGCCCGCCAGCUCGCCCGGAGACCGCAGCGACAGCGAGGCCGCCGACGAGGUGGCCGCCGAGGGCGCGGACGGCGCCGACGUGAAGGCUGCGGCCGCGGAGGACGGCGAUGAGCCCAUGGACGCCGCGCCCUCGGGGGACGCCCCCAAGGCGCCCCUGCCGCCGGCCCCCGAGCCGGCCCCCGCCGCCGCUUACGGCUUCCCCAACACCAACGUGACCCUAGAGACGCUGCUGAGCACCAAGGUGGCCGUGGCGCAGUUCUCGCAGGGCGCGCGCACGGCCGGCGGCGGCGCGGGCGCGGGCGCGGGCGUGGGCGCCGUGGCCAUCCCCAUGAUCCUGGAGCAGCUCGUGGCCCUGCAGCAACAGCAGAUCCACCAGCUGCAGCUCAUCGAGCAGAUCCGCAGCCAGGUGGCCCUGAUGCACCGCCAGCCCCCGCGGCCCGCGCUGAACCCCACGGCGGCUCAGGGCGCCCCCACGGCAGCACCGGCGCCUGGCCCGCUGCCAGGGCUGGCGGCGCCCCCGGGCCUGCAGCUGGCGGCCGCUGUAGGCCCCGCGCCCGCUGCUCCGCCCUCGGCCCUCGAGGCCGCCGCGCACCUGCCGCAGCCCGCGUGUGCGGCCGCUGGCUCCGGGGCGCCCACCGAGCCGGUCGGGCCCUCGGCCUCCGGGCCUGCGCCCGCCUCGGCCACGCCCACCCCGGUGUCCAGCACGGCGGCCAGCGCCUCGCAGCCACAGAAUGCCUGCACACCGCCGGCCCUGGGCCCCGCGCCCCUGGCGGGUACGGCCUCGCUGCCAAGCGCGCUUCUACCUCACACCUCCUCCGGCAGCGUCAUCUUCCCCAACCCGCUGGUCAGCAUCGCGGCCACCGCCAACGCCCUGGACCCGCUGGCGGCCCUCAUGAAGCACCGCAAGGGCAAGCCGCCCAACGUGUCCGUGUUCGAGCCCAAGGCCAGCGCCGAGGACCCCUUCUUCAAGCACAAGUGCAGGUUCUGCGCCAAGGUCUUCGGCAGCGACAGCGCGCUGCAGAUCCACCUGCGCUCCCACACGGGCGAGCGGCCGUUCAAGUGCAACAUCUGCGGGAACCGCUUCUCCACCAAAGGGAACCUGAAGGUGCACUUCCAGCGGCACAAGGAGAAGUACCCGCACAUCCAGAUGAACCCCUACCCCGUGCCCGAGUACCUCGACAACGUGCCCACCUGCUCGGGCAUCCCCUACGGCAUGUCGCUGCCCCCCGAGAAGCCCGUGACCACCUGGCUGGACAGCAAGCCCGUGCUGCCCACGGUGCCCACGUCCGUGGGGCUGCAGCUCCCGCCCACGGUCCCCGGCACCCACGGCUACGCCGAGUCCCCCAGCGUCACCCCCGGCAGCCGCUCCCCGCAGAGGCCCUCCCCCGCCCCCAGCGAAUGCACCUCUCUGUCCCCGGGGCCGAGCCACCCUGAGCCGGGCGUCCCCGGGACGGCGGCGGCGGUGGUGGCCGCCGAGUCCCCGCAGCCGCUCCUCAGCGGGGCGUCCCUGAGCAAGAGCGAGCCUGCCAGCCUGGGCCUGCCCUGCGCCAGCGCCAGGGCCGGGGACCCCGCGGCCGCGUCCCCCUCCGCGGCGGGCGCAGACGGCGCGGCCGCCAGCCUGGGCAGCCCCGGCCUCCCGGGCGUCUCCGACCCGUUCAAGGCGCAGUUCCCUUUCGGAGGCCUGCUCGACUCUAUGCAAACGUCCGAGACCUCGAAGCUGCAGCAGCUGGUGGAGAACAUCGACAAGAAGAUGACCGACCCCAACCAGUGCGUCAUCUGCCACCGCGUGCUGAGCUGCCAGAGCGCCCUGAAGAUGCACUACCGGACGCACACGGGCGAGCGGCCCUUCAAGUGCAAGAUCUGCGGCCGCGCCUUCACCACCAAGGGCAACCUCAAGACGCACUUCGGGGUGCACCGGGCCAAGCCGCCGCUGCGGGUGCAGCACUCCUGCCCCAUCUGCCAGAAGAAGUUCACCAACGCCGUGGUGCUGCAGCAGCACAUCCGCAUGCACAUGGGCGGGCAGAUCCCCAACACGCCGCCGCCCGACGGCCUCGCCGACGCCAUGGACGCCGGCGAGCGGGGCGCCGAGGCGCUGAGCGGCUGCGACGACGACCUGGACGACACCUCCAUGGAGGAGGACGCCGAGCUGAAGGACGCGGCCAGGCCGCUGCUGGCCUUCGCGGGCUCCUGCCCGCCCUCGCCGCCCUCCGUCAUCUCCAGCAUCGCCGCCCUGGAGAAUCAGAUGAAGAUGAUCGACUCGGUCAUGAGCUGCCCGCCGCUGCCCGGCCUGAAGGCCGUGGAGAACGGCUCCGGGGAGAGCGACCGCCUGAGCAACGACUCCUCGUCGGCCGUGGGCGACCUGGAGAGCCGCAGCGCAGGCAGCCCGGCCCCGUCCGAGUCCGAGUCCUCUCAGGCGCUGUCCCCGGCCAACAGCAACGGCGAGAGCUUCUGCUCCAAAUCCCCAGGCCUGGGCAGCCAGGAGGAGCCGCCGGACAUCCCGCUCAAGACGGAGCGGCCAGACAGCCCGCCGCCUCCGCCGCCACCGCCGCCAUCGGGCCCCGGGAACGGCGGCGCCCUGGACCUGACGGGCCACCCGGGCCGGCCGCCCAUCAAGGAGGAGCCCCCCUUCGGCCUGCUGUUCCUGAACCGCGAGCGGGGUAAGUGUGCAGGCGCCGCGUGCGGGAUCUGCGGCAAGCCCUUUGCUUGCAACAGUGCGUUGGAGAUCCACCGGCGCAGCCACACGAAGGAGCGCCCGUUCGUCUGCGCGCUCUGCAGGCGCGGGUGCUCCACGCUGGGGAACCUGAAGCAGCACUUGCUGACGCACAGGCUGCGCGAGCUGCCUGCGCAGGCCUUUGACCCCAACUUUGCUCUAGGUCCCGGCCUGGUCGCCAGCGCCACACCCGCCAUGGUCAAAAUGGAGGUCAACGGCCACGGCAAGGCCGUCCCGCUAGGUGAGGGCCCGCCGCUGCCGGCCGCGGUGCAGGUCCCCAGCGGGCCCCAGGCCGUGAUGAGCCCGGGCCUGGCGCCCAUGCUGGCCCCCCCGCCACGCCGGACGCCCAAGCAGCACAACUGCCAGUCGUGCGGGAAGACCUUCUCCUCGGCCAGCGCCCUGCAGAUCCACGAGCGCACCCACACCGGCGAGAAGCCGUUCGGCUGCACCAUCUGUGGCAGGGCCUUCACCACCAAGGGCAACCUCAAGGUGCACAUGGGGACACACAUGUGGAACAAUGCCCCCGCGAGGCGCGGCCGCCGCCUGUCCGUGGAAAACCCCAUGGCCCUGCUGGGCGGCGACGCCCUCAAGUUCUCGGAGAUGUUCCAGAAGGACCUGGCAGCCCGAGCCAUGAACGUGGACCCCAGCUUUUGGAACCAGUACGCUGCCGCCAUCACCAACGGGCUGGCCAUGAAGAACAACGAGAUCUCCGUGAUCCAGAACGGAGGCAUCCCCCAGCUCCCAGUAAGUCUCGGUGGGAGCGCCAUCCCCCCGCUGGGCAGCAUGGCCGGCGGCAUGGACAAGGCGCGCACCGGCAGCAGCCCGCCCAUUGUCAGUUUGGACAAAGCGAGCUCAGAGGCGGGGGCCGGCCGCCCGUUCACGAGGUUCAUUGAGGACAACAAGGAGAUUGGCAUAAACUAG